UCUGCUAAGAUGAACUUUGCCUCCUCAUUUCCAUCCUCACAGGGACGUCUCAACUUGUAAUCAUUAAUGAACUAUCCCUGUAAUGGAAGGGUGACUGUACACCCUGCAUAUAGUUCAAGCUGCUUUGGGAAACCAGAAGCUACUGAAAAUGUCGAGCAGGUAUCAUAAAGCAGCAGCCGAUGGCAAUUUGGACCUCUUGAAAGAAGCAACUAGGAAAGACCUUAAUACUUCAGAUGAGGAUGGGAUGACACCCACCAUUUUGGCAGCAUACCAUGGAUAUCUAGAUGCUCUGGAAGUCAUAUGCCGGAGGGGAGGUGAUCCGGACAAAUGUGACAUCUGGGGGAACACGCCUCUCCACCAUGCUGCUUGCAAUGGUCACAUCUCUUGUGUUUCUUUUUUGAUCAACUUUGGUGCCAAUAUCUUUGCUCUGGACAAUGAUUUCCGCACUCCCCUGGAGGCAGCUGCCAGCAGAGACCGCAAACAAUGUGUCCAAAUCCUGGACAAAGCAGCCACCGAGCAGAACAUGCUGAAUCCAAAGAAGGUCUCCAAACUCAAAGCACAGGCCCAGAGGAAUGUGGAGAAACAAAUCAAGGAAUGCGAGAAGCGCCAAGAGAAACACCAGCAUGAAAUGAACAGGAAUUAUAUGAAAGAAAAGGUUGGCACAGUAAACUCUUCCAGAGGGACAUACUCCAGAGUAAAGUUGCCCAGUCUCUUUGCUUCAACUGCAACAAGUUCUUUCUCCAAAAAUCUGAAAGAUACCUUCAAACUGAAGGCAAGAAAGACAGAUGACAACACAAGAAGCCAGGAAAGCAAUGCACAAGAGAAUGGUACAGGUAGGAGAACAGUGAUGCAUUUUUUUGAUGAGAAAGAAGAGGAUGAAUUACUGAAUGAGCUUGAAGAGAAAAGCUUUUCUGAUAAUGACAGUCAGCUCUCCAUUUUUAAGCGGCCGGGUCUUGGCAAGAUUGUGUUUGGAAGGAAUUUGGCUGCAGAUGUAAAUCCUGGAACUGUAUCUUCUGAGAAAGAAGAUACAAGCUUUAAAAUGUCCAGUGAGCUCUUUCAGUUUGAAAAUGCUGAAAACACCAGGGAAGAUGAUGCUGAAAAUGGUGCUGAUAUCCCUUGGUAUGAGGAAGAAGUCAUUUGGGAUGACGAGGAAGCAGAGAACACACCCCUUGAGGUAUUUCUGGCAUCACAGAUGCUGGAUGAGUUUCUUCCUGUCUUCAUGAGGGAAAAAAUUGAUUUAGAUGCCCUGAUGCUAUGUUCUGAUCAGGAUCUACAGAGCAUUCAGAUGGAACUUGGGCCAAGAAAGAAAGUUUUGAAUGCUGUGAAUAAAAGAAAACAGGCACUCAAGACCCCUGGAAAGACUGUAGACACUUGCUUAUAAACUAAGAUACCUGCUGCUGUAACCUGCACCCUGACUCAUUAUCUUUUCCUUUUUCCAAAGAGCAUGCAAUUCUUUUCAGAAGUCUGCUAAAGCAAAAGGCAGAAAAGUUACCAAUUGCUUAGGAAGCACAGCAAGGACAAAGAUUUUUCUCUCUGGACAGACGGCUGUGAUGAGCAGGAUAUUAAUUCAAGCAUAAUCUGACAAGAAGAAAGAAUGUGAAGAUAAAACCCUAAAAGCUACAGAUUCAAAGCUUUUUCUCCCUGAACUGUUUAUGGGGAUUGGUUUCCUUUUGGUCUGAAUAACAUAAAACACUAGCAAAGGCCAGCCACACUACAUUCCUUAGCAAAGCCCUUCCUUCCUUCUCCAAAACCACAAUGCAAAGAACAUUCUCAAAGCUGGAGAGCUUUGAGUUUUCUCCAUUCACUUCUGUUUGAUUCUUACAAACUGCUCUUACUGGUAGUGAUAUGUUAGAAAUAGGAUCUGAAUCUUGAUUAUUGACUCAAAUAACAUCUGAAUUAAUGUAAAUAAGACCAAUUUACAGCAAAUUUCAUGUUCUUGUCAGUAACAUGUUUUGCUAUUGUAUUGAUGCUAAUUUAAAAAUACAUGAAACACCUUGCCAAGAGA
This is a messenger RNA of Pezoporus occidentalis (night parrot), 2005 nucleotides long. RefSeq names its product ankyrin repeat and sterile alpha motif domain containing 4B (gene ANKS4B). Bases 149 to 1381 code for a protein of 410 amino acids. Gene Ontology annotation, molecular function: protein binding. Lineage: Eukaryota; Metazoa; Chordata; Aves; Psittaciformes; Psittacidae. The transcript has 2 exons. Gene Ontology annotation, biological process: brush border assembly. The record is from RefSeq and is a predicted model, not a curated record.